Messenger RNA from Leptopilina boulardi, 1890 nucleotides. RefSeq lists its product as uncharacterized. The record is from RefSeq and is a predicted model, not a curated record. The transcript is spliced from 6 exons. NCBI's taxonomy places the organism in Eukaryota, Metazoa, Arthropoda, Insecta, Hymenoptera, Figitidae. Gene Ontology annotation, biological process: transmembrane transport. Bases 179 to 1630 code for a protein of 483 amino acids. Gene Ontology annotation, molecular function: transmembrane transporter activity.
UUGUAAUUGUUUUAUUUUGGUUUACUUAUCAUCUCUUAUCUGAUAUUUAGCAUUAUCUUGGAAAAUGAUAAGACAAAAUCAUUCAGUGCGUAAAAUUUAAGUGUUGAACAAAUUUAUUCAUUCAAUGUAAUAGUUCUUAAAUUAGAAAAUCAAUUUUUUUUUGUGCUUUAAAUAAAAAAUGUCUAUUUUUAAGCGACUUCAUUUAGAUGAAGUGAUAACAUCAAUUCCCGAAUUAGGUCCAACAAUUCCAGAUGGUGGAAAUUCGUGGCUCGUUCUUUUUGGAAUUAUGAUUGUUCAAAUGACAGUGCCAAGUGUAUUGUCGAUGUAUGGAAUUGUUUUAGCUCAUUUGGUGGAAAAUAAUAGAAAAUUUGAUUUCGAUGUGUGGAGUGAAAAAAUUAUAGUGACACCAAUUUUGAUGACAGCUUGUUGUUGUUUAGCUGAUCCCUGGACGAGAACAAUUGUGAGUUUGGCUUCAGUUCCAAGGCUAAUAGCUUUGAUUGGAAUUGCUCUUUUAUCGAUAGGAAUUUUAGCUUCAGGAUAUCUUGCCACUGGAGGUGUUGGUGCAUAUUUGGCGAGUUUAAGUGCAGGUGCAAUAAUGGGAAUUGGUGCAAGUUUUAUAAUGAUACAGAGUGAAAAAAUUCUUCAAAAACACUUUAGAAUAAAAUUACCCAUUGCAUCGACAUUUAUAAACAUUGCUUUCACCACGGGACUUAUUCUUGCACCCCUUGUUGCUUUAGCAUUAUUCACGAGAUUAGGCAUUCAAGCUGGUCUCAUGGCUAUGGUUUUAUUCUUUUUUCCAACACUCAUCGCCAUUGGAUUUUUAAAAGUACCAGGCAAAAAAGUAUAUUCGCCGUACACGCGUCUUUUUAAUGAUGAAGAAGAAGCUGGACCUUCAUUUAGAAUGGUGGAGGAAUUAAGGGAUAAUUUUCCAGUGGAUAGUAAUAAAAAUACAGAAACUCCUAAUGGAAUAUUUGCAGAAGGUGGCACUGCUUAUAGUUAUGAUGAUUCUGAGGAUAUUAAUCUUUUUGUUUCAUCGAGUAAUAAUAUUCGACCCAAGUGGAAAGAGAAUUUACAAAUUUUCAAAAUGAUAAAAUUUUGGAUAUCAAUGAUUGCCUUUGCUGGAGUAAAAUCGGGAACAAUGCUUUUUUGGAUACUUUUACCACCAUUGGCUCUUAUGAAAAUUUCAUCGGCAAAUCUUUUUACUGCUGUGAUACUUUCUAUAAUUGGCGGAUCUGGCACUCUUGUUUCCAGCAUUAUUUCUUAUUGGAAUCCAAAUAAUGCAAGAAAUUUAAUAUUUGGAUUUUCUAAUUGGAUUUGCAGUUUUGUUCUUUUAGGACUUACUUUCGGUGAAAAUUAUUCUUUAUUCGUUCUCUUGGCACUUUUUGGAGGAAUCAGUAUUGGAGGCUUAGUGAGCAGUCAAGAAUUUGCAUUUCAAAAUACCUUGGGUACCCAUAUUGCUUCAAAAGCAUGUGCUAUACUUAAUACGUGUAUUGGAACGAUAAUUUUACUUCUUUGUUUAAUUCAAGAUAUGUAUUUGUGUUUGAGAAUUGUUGCAGUAAUUCAAUUAAUAAGUGGAACAUAUUGGGUUCUAUCUCCACUUUUUGCUGCAAUAAAAAAAAGAUGCAGGUGAUUAAAUAGAGUCGCAAAAAAUUAAAAAGCAAUAAUUUUAAUUAUAUUGUAAUAAACCAUGACUAAUAUUUUGCUUAUUUAGGAAUAGAAAAAUCUUCAUAACAAAAUAAAAUUUUCAAAUUUUUAAAAAAAUUUAACAAAAAGUAUUAUUAAAUACUUUAGUCAUUAAUUUUAAGUUUUGUAAAUAUUUUAUAUAUAUUUUGAACGAUAAACAGACCUUAUUAAUUAAUUGAUUGCUAUGAAAAUUAUAAUGUAAUAUAA